Molecule: messenger RNA, 1666 nt
Organism: Ostrea edulis (European flat oyster)
Lineage: Eukaryota; Metazoa; Mollusca; Bivalvia; Ostreida; Ostreidae
Product: betaine--homocysteine S-methyltransferase 1-like
Exons: 7
Coding region: 533-1618 (361 amino acids)
Molecular function (GO): zinc ion binding; methyltransferase activity
Source: RefSeq, a predicted model, not a curated record
UGGUGCGAAACUGUCUCCUCCUACUUCAGGUACAAUAGGGAUUUUCAGCACUCAAUCUGAAGCUACAUUCUGAUAAUGAAUUAGUUUAUUUCCAUCAAAGAAAAUGUUUGGAGAACAAAUUGGUUUUGUGUUGCAUGUCCACGUUUUGGCGCAAAGUGCCAUAUUAACAUCAUCUAUCAUUUACAUUCUUAAGGCUGCAUUGGGUCCAUAUAAUAUAAUAGCGGUUUGGCGUCCAAAUAGAAGACAGCAAGAAAGUUCUGUCGCCAUAAGUUAAAGGUUGCUUUAGUCGUCCUUUUCCCUCAAUUUUGUCAUAUUUUCCAUGUUGUCUACCUUCCCAAAUCACGACAAGACGACAAAAUCACAGACGAGCUACCAUACUGAAGCGAAGUAAUUUCGGCACUAAUAUAGGUCAGUCAUAUGUGUCCAUCUUGUUUAUAUAUCAUUGUUUGUUUAUCACGAGCUUAAUGUGCGUGUACACACCUAUUUUUUAUUUUUACUCAGGUUCAUCUUUUGAACAGGAAAGUUACGCAACAUGCCAAAGCGGGGACUGAUAGAAAGGCUUAAUGCCGGGGAAAACGUGCUGAUUGCCAAUGGAUACAUGUGGGAGUUCGCUCGCCGGGGGUACCUAGCUCUUGGCGGAUAUGUACCGGAAGUGGUGAUCGAACAUCCGAAAUUGGUAACACAGCUUCACGAGGAGUUUGUUCACGCCGGAACUGACGUACUGCCCGCCUUCACUUAUUUUGGACACAGAGAGAAGAUGCGUUCGAUUGGUAGAGAGGCUGAAGUUGAAGACUUAAACAGACAGGCUCUGAAAAUUGCCAGAAAAGUGGCGGAUCGAACCGGUAGUCUUAUGGCUGGGGGCGUGAGUCAUACUCAAAUUUACUCUGCAGAUGACCCAGCAACACACGAUAAAUGCAGAGCAAUAUUCAAGGAGAUGAUUGGAUGGGCGGUAGAAGAAGGGGUGGACUACAUAAUGGGGGAGACUUUCUCCAUAUUAGGGGAGGCGAUGCUGGCUCUGGAGUGCAUCAAAGAGUACGGAAAAGGUCUCCCCGCUGUGAUCACGCUGUGUGCCCACGUCCCAGAUCAGACGCUGGAUGAAGUUCCAAUACCGGAAGCUUGUCGCCGACUGGAGGAAGCUGGGGCGGUAGUGGUCGGACUCAACUGCUCCAGAGGUCCCAAGACAAUGAUUCCACUGAUACGAGAGAUCAGGAAAGCUUGCAAGGGCCCCAUCGCCGCCAUACCUGUACCGUUCCGUUGUCAUGACGACUGCUGCACAUACUUUUCCUUUAAGGACAGCGAAACAGAUAAGCUUCUUUUUCCAAACAAUCUUGAAUGCAAAAAAUGUUCCUCAGACGAUAUCAGAGAAUUUGCAACAGAAGCAAAAGAAAUUGGAGUGCAGUAUAUAGGUCUUUGUUGCGGGAACUGCUCAGCUUACAUGCGUGAUCUAGCGGAAGUCUACGGCCGACAUCCAGAGGCUAGUCGUUAUUCGUGUGAUCUAUCGUUGUCGUUUGUUUGGGGAAAGAAGAAAGAGUUGAAUAAAUCUGGGGAUAAAGAGUUUAUGUACAUGGUGUAUGGAACAGAUAUUUUGUACCCUACUGUUAUAAAUGUUCCCCAGUAGUAGUUUGAAUUUCAGAAUUUCAUGGAUUUAUAAAUAUUUUAAAAGUGA